AGAAGAAAAACAAACAAAGCUACUAUAAAAAAAAAAUACCACACCUUUCCUAGCUACUGCUAUUUUGAAACAGCAAGAUUUAUACAUUCACUAAACUACUGUCAUGGCAGGUCUUGUUAGAGAGCCAGUGAAGGUGGUGAUAAUCAACACGGAGUACGUGCAGACAGAUGCGAGUAGCUUCAAGUCAGUGGUGCAAAAGCUCACAGGCAAAGACUCUGCACCGUCAGGAAAUAGGGAUGAGCUAAAGAUGGGUUUUUCGAGGAAGUUGGAAUCAAGGGAUCAGAUCAGGGAAAAAAGGGUUCGAUUGGACGUGGAUGAUAAUGCGUCAUAUGCUAGUGGUGAUCCAGUUUUGGUGAGAGAUUCAUCGUUUAAGGAGUUUGAAAUAUUGCUCAACGAGAUGCCAUCUGUGGAUGAAUUAUACCGGUUAUUAUGUGCUGAUAUUUAGCUCAUGCGCCUAACUCUUUCUUCAUUCGUCAUUUGUGUUUAAUGUUGAGAUAUUACAGAUUCUUCAACACUAUAUAUAUAUAUAUAUAUAUAUAUAUAUAUCCUUGUUCGUUUUCAUGGCUUGCAAGCACGGAUUCAUUAGUGCUGUAGAAAGAGUUAGCAUUUACUGGAAAUUAGCAAGAAAACUGGAGCUAGCAAAUAGGGAAAGCAAAGUUAAAAAUUAAAGAUCAACAAAAGAAAGAUACAAUCUGCAUUUCUUGCAGUUGAAUAAA
Molecule: messenger RNA, 716 nt
Organism: Populus euphratica (Euphrates poplar)
Lineage: Eukaryota; Viridiplantae; Streptophyta; Magnoliopsida; Malpighiales; Salicaceae
Exons: 1
Coding region: 104-445 (113 amino acids)
Source: RefSeq, a predicted model, not a curated record